Molecule: messenger RNA, 2973 nt
Organism: Anopheles nili
Lineage: Eukaryota; Metazoa; Arthropoda; Insecta; Diptera; Culicidae
Product: glycine dehydrogenase (decarboxylating), mitochondrial
Exons: 4
Coding region: 43-2973 (976 amino acids)
Biological process (GO): glycine decarboxylation via glycine cleavage system
Cellular component (GO): glycine cleavage complex; mitochondrion
Molecular function (GO): pyridoxal phosphate binding; glycine binding; glycine dehydrogenase (decarboxylating) activity
Source: RefSeq, a predicted model, not a curated record
UCCGGUCUAUCGCGUCAUGAGCCCCUAGUUCCACGGUUGGCGAUGGCCAGCAUGCAGGGCAACCUGCAGUUCCAGCGCCAGCUGGCAACGGUGGAGGAGUUGUUCCCCAACAAGCCGGACUUUGCCUCCCGACACAUUGGGCCGCGCAAAACCGACGUCGUUACUAUGCUGAACCUGAUUGGUUUCAAGUCACUGGAUGAGCUGUCCGAGAAGGCCGUGCCGGAUGCAAUCAAAUUCAAACGAAUUCUCAACAUCGAGGAUCCCUUGAACGAACACGAGCUGAUCGAGCGGAUCCAGCAGAUCAGCAACCAAAAUGAAGUGUGGCGCUCGUACAUCGGUAUGGGCUACAACAACUGCCUGGUGCCGCAUCCGAUACUGCGCAACAUCUUCGAGAACCCCGGCUGGACGACGCAGUACACACCGUACCAGCCCGAGAUCAGUCAGGGCCGGCUCGAGUCCCUGCUCAACUUCCAGACGCUCGUCACCGACCUGACGGGGUUGGAGAUCGCCAAUGCGUCCCUGCUGGACGAAGGAACUGCGGCUGCCGAGGCGAUGAGUCUUUGCUACCGACACAACAAGCGCCGGAAGGUGUUCCUGUCACGCAAACUCCAUCCGCAGACCGUUGCAGUUGUGAAGACGCGCCUUGAAGCUCUCGGCAUCGAGGUGGUGUUUGGAUCCGUCAAGGCGAUCGACUUUGGGGACCACGAGAUCUCGGGUGUGUUGAUGCAAUAUCCCGACACUUUCGGUGACGUGCAGGACUUCGAGCAGGUGUCCAAGGACUGCAAGAAGAACGGAACUCUCGUUGUCGUGGCGACGGAUCUGCUCGCAUUGACGCUUCUACGACCACCUGCGGAAUUCGGGGCCGACAUCGCCAUCGGUUCUGCUCAGCGCUUUGGCGUACCACUGGGCUAUGGUGGACCACAUGCGGCCUUCUUUGCGUGUCGGCAAAAGCUCACGCGAUUGAUUCCUGGCCGCAUGAUCGGUGUGACACGAGAUAUGGACGGUGAGGACGCAUACCGGUUGGCAUUGCAGACUCGCGAGCAGCACAUCCGUCGAGACAAGGCGACGAGCAACAUCUGUACGGCGCAAGCCCUGCUCGCCAACAUGGCCGCUAUGUACGCGAUCUACCACGGACCGGAAGGACUGAAGAACAUCUCGAACCGCGUACACAACUGUGCACUUGCGCUAAACGCCGGCAUCGAGAAAGCUGGCCAUCAGCAGUUGAACAAGGCGUUCUUUGACACGCUCCACGUGGUUCCGAAUGGCACGACGACCGCGGAGAUUAAAGCACGUGCUGAGCAGAAGAAGAUCAACCUGCGGUACUUCGAUGACGGUUCGAUCGGUGUAUCGUUGGACGAAACGGUCAAGACGUCUGACAUUGCGGACCUGCUGUGGGUAUUCGGAUGCCCAGACAUCGACACUUCCGUUGCCGACCCGCAGGUGACCGGACGUACGAUUCAUAAUACGCAGUUCCGGCGCACGUCACCCUUCCUGACGCAUCCGAUCUUCAACAAACACCACAGCGAAUCGCGCAUGGUGCGGUACAUGAAGCAACUCGAGAACAAGGACAUCUCGCUCGUCCACUCGAUGAUUCCACUGGGUUCGUGUACGAUGAAGCUCAACUCAACCACCGAGAUGAUUCCGUGCUCGUUCCCGAACUUCACCGAGAUCCACCCUUUUGCGCCUCGUGAACAAGCCAAAGGCUACAUGCAGAUGUUUGGCGAACUGGAGAAGGACCUGUGCGAGAUCACCGGGUACGAUAAGAUAUCGUUCCAACCGAACAGCGGCGCUCAGGGUGAGUAUGCUGGAUUGCGCGCGAUCCGCAGCUAUCACAUGUCUCGGGGAGAACACCAGCGCACGAUCUGCUUGAUCCCAAUUAGCGCCCACGGAACGAACCCGGCGUCAGCUCAGAUGGCCGGCAUGAAGGUGGAGGCGAUCCGCGUAAACAGCGCGACCGGCGUGAUCGACAUGGCGCAUCUGAAAGAGAAGGCCGAACUGCACGCAGAUCAAUUGUCCUGCUUGAUGUUGACCUACCCGUCGACGAACGGCAUCUUCGAGGAUAACGUCGUGGAGGUGUGUGACGUGGUGCACAAGCACGGUGGUCAGGUGUACCUGGACGGAGCGAACAUGAACGCGCAGGUGGGAUUGUGCAGACCGGGUGAUUUCGGUAGCGACGUGUCACAUUUGAACCUGCACAAGACGUUCUGUAUCCCGCAUGGCGGUGGAGGUCCUGGUAUGGGUCCGAUCGGUGUGAAAGCUCACCUGGCACCGUUUUUGCCGACGCAUCCGGUUAUCGAUCCGCACCCGGAGAACGAUGGUCAAAGCUUUGGAGUGGUUAGCGCGGCACCGUACGGAUCAUCUGCCAUUCUGCCGAUCUCGUGGUCGUACAUCAAACUGAUGGGAGGACGUGGUCUGCGUCGGGCGUCGCAAGUCGCCAUCCUGAAUGCCAACUACAUGUCCAAGCGACUGGAGAACCACUUCAAAACGCUGUACACCGACCCGACAACGGGACUGGUGGCGCACGAGUUUAUUAUCGAUGUGCGAGACUUUAAGAAAACGGCCAACAUUGAAGCGGUGGACAUCGCAAAGCGGCUGAUGGACUACGGGUUCCACGCGCCAACCAUGUCCUGGCCGGUGUCCGGCACGCUCAUGGUGGAACCGACGGAAUCGGAGGACAAAGAAGAACUGGAUCGCUUCUGUGAGGCUAUGAUUUCGAUCCGUAAGGAAAUUCAGGACAUCGAGGAAGGCCGAUUAGAUGUUCGAGUGAAUCCGCUGAAGAUGGCCCCACACACGCAGAAGCAAACCAUCUCGUCCGAGUGGAACCGUCCGUACCCGCGUGAGUUGGGAGCUUUCCCAGCGCCAUUUGUAAAGCCAGAGACGAAAAUUUGGCCGACUGUGGGACGAAUCGAUGACCUGUAUGGAGACAAGCAUCUCGUUUGCACGUGCCCUCCGAUGGUGCCGGAUUACGAGUAA